GAGACUUUAGCUGGGACCGAAAGGGGGGCGGGGGCCAUGCCGAGCCAGGGGUCGCCUUAUUUAGCACUGAGGGAGCCACUGACGGGCGCCCGGCGGAGGACACUGGGGGUGGCGACGCUUUCUCUGUAAGAAGGGCUGGGGUGGAAAGUCCGCGGGGUGACGCGGAGGGUAGGUCAGCCCAGGAAACGGGAUCGGCCUGGCUUUGGCGAAGUUUUCCUAGCGGAAGCCGGCCCGGGCGUGCGGGAGAGAUGCUGACAAUGAAUCCACUUUCCCUGUUCAAUCCGAUUGCAAUUAUUCUCUAGAGGAGCCAGAUGGGGGAGGAACCAGGGAGCAUCUCUGGCAUCUCAUUGAUUUAAAGUGAUGCUGAAGUUAACGCCAGAAAUGUACAGAUAACCUAAAAUGGAGAAAGCAAACAGCCUCAGCCUGCAACUUCGAGAGUUGGUGACCCAGGCAGUCCCUCUGAAGGUCCACGAGGAUUCCUUCUCUUACAAGGAAAAUCUGAUUGGUGCCUUGCUGGCUAUUUUUGGGCACCUCACAAUCAGCAUUGCUCUCAACCUCCAGAAAUACAGCCAUAUCCGGUUGGUGAGUUGCAAAGAGUCUAAGGCUUACUUUAAGACCAAGACGUGGUGGUGUGGUUUGUUCCUGCUCUGCCUGGGAGAAUUGGGGGUCUUCUCUGCCUACGCUUUUGCCCCCCUGUCCCUGAUAGUGCCUCUGGGGGCAGUAUCUGUCAUAGCAAGCGCAAUCAUUGGAGUCAUAUUCAUCAGGGAAAAAUGGAAGCCUAAAGACUUCUUGAGGCGCUAUGUUUUGUCCUUCGUAGGCUGUGGCUUAGCCAUUGUUGGGACGUACCUGCUCAUCACCUUUGGACCAAACAGUCAUGAAAUCAUGACAGGGGAGAACAUCACAAAGCACUUGGUCAGCUGGCCAUUCCUUCUGUAUAUGCUGCUCGAGAUCAUUCUGUUCUGCCUGCUUCUAUAUUUCUACAAGGAGAAGAAAGCAAACUAUAUUGUGGUGAUUCUGCUCCUGGUAGCUCUCCUUGGUUCCAUGACAGUCAUUACCGUCAAAGCCGUUGCGGGCAUGAUUGUGGUUUCCAUUCGGGGGAAUGUGCAGCUGGGCUACCCAAUCUUCUACAUCAUGGUGGUUUGCAUGGUGGCGACAGCAGCCUUUCAGGCAGCGUUUUUAACCCAAGCUUCCCAGUUGUAUGACGCCUCCCAGAUUGCCAGUGUGGGUUAUAUCCUGUCUACUGUGACAGCAAUUACAGCAGGUGCAACUUUUUAUUUGGACUUUAUCGGAGAGGAUGUACUCCAUAUUUGUAUGUUUGCCUUGGGAUGCCUCGUUGCAUUUUUAGGUGUCUUCCUGAUCACUAGAAACAAGAGGAAAUCGAUCUUUUUUGAGCCUUAUAUCUCCAUGGAUGCAAUGCCAAGCAUGCAGAAUCUGCACGACAACGGAACUGCAGUUCAACCUGACCUCAAAACGUCUUUCUCCUACGGCGCCUUGGAGAACAAUGAUAGCAUCUCAGAAAUUUACACUCCUGCAACCUUAACUGUUGUCCAGGAAGAACAUGCUUCCACAGGAGCCUCUGCACAUUCCUGCCAGCUCAUGGCGCACAGCAAAAGCGAGUGAAUGCUCUUUGAAGGAAUAGCGUAGGUGUGACUGUCUAUUUAUUACCCCUCCCUUUGUCUUAUUUCACUCAUUGAGCCCAAAAGGCAGCUGAAGUAGGGAUGAACUCCUAUAAUAAGCCUAAAGAAAAAAAAACAUGCUCAUUAAGAGUCAUGUACCUGCAGAUACAGACGUAUUCCACGUUAAGCUGAAUUGCAUUGGGAUCUGAACAGCUGCAUCAAAGGAAAUGCGAAGGCAUUAGAAUAGCUAAAUAGGCCUUAAGUAGGUGAAUACAGAUGCUCUGUUACAAAGCCGUGGUUUCAUUGGGAUAGUCGUAUAGGGCAGCUCUACACCAAGAAUUUUGUGUCUUUUAAAAUCAGACAGAAUGGUAUUCUCCAAGAAGUGCGUAUUGGGCAUUCCCCAGGCCGAAAACAAAUUCUUUCCCCUUUUCCUGUUGCCGUGGCUAACCAGAGAUGUAUUGAUGCAGUUCACCAGUAUCCCCUCUGUUUCAUUUUGUAUAUCUUGUUGCCCCAAGCCUGGGAAAGGGGGGGCAGGUUACAUUUCAAGUGUUCCAUUAUCCUGGUCAAAAUGUUUGGUCGCACAGUGCAGCAUUUUCUCCCAUGAUAGUCACUGAAACUGACUAUCAUGGGAGAGUCAGCAGCAUAAUUGAAGAUGCAUCGCCCUUGAGGACUCAUGUCUUUUGGAUCGGUACACAUCAUGAUCCAGUUUGGGUCCAACAUUGGUCUACAACCCCAGGUGUUGAGAAUGCGAUGAUGCAUGUUUGGCUAACCCAAAGACUACCAUCUUGGAAUCCUACUGUUUAUGUCUGUGGUUUUAAUAAGUGCCCUGAAUAUGAAUUUCUGCACUGUGAUGUUCUUUGCAUUAGGCCUGGUCUUCAUAUUUAUCAGAUUGGGGCAAUUCAGGAUGAAUUGCAUCAUUUCAUAUUACUGUUCGGAGGCUGCAUUUGAAUGCUCCUUUGUGGAUUAAAAAUGCUUCCCUGCAAAUAAAAAGAAAGCCAGCUUCUGCAGGCGACAGAGAGUUGUGACCAAAACAUUCUUCCUUCUUUCCUGCGUGUGAUAUUUCCAUUUAUAUGUGCAGGAAUUAUUUAUAUGGGGGAGCAUUUAAAAAAUCUGGUGCUUCAGCCUUCAGUCUACAGUACUGCAACCUGUUCUGUAUCUCAUGCUAUUGUGGCUGUAGGCAAAGACAUUUUUUUUCCUGCAAGUUUUUGUUUUUUUAAAUACAUAUUAGGGUUGUAUCUCCUUCUCCCCAACAGAUGACAAUGCUUAGACGACCUUGGCUGAUCUUAAAAAAUCUUAAAAAGCUAAGCUGCGUUAGACCUGGUUGAGGAUGGAAGACCAGUGAGAAAAUCCUAGAGUUGUAGGAUGUACUGGGAAAUGUAAAAAGCACCCCAGAAAAUAUAGAAAACCCACUUCCAUAAUGUGGUCAAGAGGGAGGCUUCUCACUUUUCAGAUUUCCAUUGGUUGCCAGUUGAGAUGAAUAGGUUUCAACCCUGGCUUCUUGGAAGAAUUAACACGAAUGUAAACUUUGCUGCAGUUUUCAAUGCCCUCUGGAGUCUGAAUGGAGCACAUCAUAGCAUUUUGGCAUAGUUCCACGGAGUGAUUUGCACUUAAGACCCAUGGAGACCCAUGAGCAGUGUGAAAUAGAGGAUGUUUGUUCUGUGUUGAAAAACUGUACUGUUCCCCCCCCCCAUUUUUUUUUAAAUUCUUACUGGUUUGCACUGUUUGGAAAAGGUUUGAGCAGAGAGCACGAUUUAAAAGAAGAUGGCCCAAGUAAAUGCCUUGAAGCCAAAAAUGAAUUGAACUAGAGGAGGUCAGUAAUUAGACUCUCUUGAGUUCUCUUUAAAGAAGUCAAAGAGUUGGCUGUCAUUCUGAGUAAAAAUGCUUGGUCAGGGGACAAACAUACCCAACUUUUUCAUUGUGUUCAAAGCUGGAGGAUUGGAUCUUGGAGAGCUUGUGUUGUGUCCUACAUCUUUUUCCCUUCCUUGUCAAGUGUAAUUGAUUGUUUGGGCACUUACGCUUCAGGGAGACAUCUUGGCAGUUCCCUCUGUUGAUGUCUGCUUCAGAGGGGGAGCAAGUUACUAGAUUGUUUAAAAACAAAUCCUGCAAAAGAUAAAAGUCUGAAAACAAUUUUGUGGCAGGGAACUUUAAUAUACAUGGGGACAAAUAAUUAUAUUAUUGUCUUGGCUCUUAAGCACCAAAAAGAUUUUAUACAGGUAUUCCAUUCAUCUUUUUUCUUAAUUUUUUGGGAUUGACUUUUGUUUUUCUGGUUGGGAAAUGCUACAUUUCAAAGAGAUGCUUCUUGUCCCUGAGGCUUUCCAUAUUGCAUGGCUCUUGACACUCUAAUGUAGGCCUGAUAGUCUUUUGAGCACCUGCAACAAAUGUCUUUGGCCUGAUCUGAAAAUCAGUACAGGAAUGGGGUGGACUGAAUUUACUGCCCAAUUACUUGAGGAGAGAAGAUGACACCUUGGAAAAACCUCUUUUGGAUCCCUGGGAUUCCAGGAUGAUCCAUACUCAAGAUCCAUCAUAUACUGAGACUCCGUAUCUGUUCUGAGAAAGGCUUUGAUUCGAUCACCUUUAGUAGACUGGUUGUUGUUUCUGUUUCCUUUUGUAUGCUCCCCAAUGCCACCGUCAUCUAAAACAAUGUUUUUCAAACUUGGGAACUUUAAGAUGUGUGGACUUCAACUCCCAAAAUUCUCCAGCCAGCAUCUUAAAGUUCCCAAGUUUGAAAAGCACUGAUCUAAAACAUCCUUAAAAUCUUCAGCUUUCUUUUUGAUUAUUGCUUUGAUAUCUUCUGGAGAUAUCUAUAGAGAAUGGGAUUUCUUUCCAUGCCAUCAAAUCUUCUCUAAUAGCAUAUUUAUAUUAAAUAUUUAUAUAUUUAGGGGUAACUGCAAAGGAGAGAAAAAAAACAACAUCCUGGGUAACUGAUCUGGGGAUUAUUUUCUGAGCAUGAAUUGUUUGGGAAUCUCUCUUCAAUUCUUCUCGUGGAGACAGCUAAUAAGUCAAGGUCUUUUUCAGGAUGAUAACUAACAUACUUCUUGUCUCACUGACUUCUAGAAUGUCAAACACAUCUGUUGACUGAGUGUACUGUCUUCACAAUGGUAUGUGUAAAUUAAACAGAGCUCUAUGACAUAAA
Messenger RNA from Python bivittatus (Burmese python), 4749 nucleotides. RefSeq names its product NIPA like domain containing 3 (gene NIPAL3). NCBI's taxonomy places the organism in Eukaryota, Metazoa, Chordata, Lepidosauria, Squamata, Pythonidae. Gene Ontology annotation, biological process: magnesium ion transport. The record is from RefSeq and is a predicted model, not a curated record. Gene Ontology annotation, cellular component: membrane. Gene Ontology annotation, molecular function: magnesium ion transmembrane transporter activity.